ACAUUUAUUCAGACAGGACGCUCUGAGACAACAUUGUCACUUAGAGGAGCUCGAGGGAGCCGAUGUGGAGGACGUCUCUUAGAGGAUUAUUUAAUAGAAGACCAAAGUUAAAAAUAUAGAUCAAGGUUUAUGUGACUUAUCUAUCAGAAUUAUAACUUUACAGCUUAGAGAAUCAAUAUAGGUUUAUAGCCGAGAGAGUCAGCUGGUGUUCGUGUCCCGUGAAAGAAAAGCAUUCUGCUGCUGGUCAGUUGUGAUGGAAGAAACAUGUCUGCUGCUCUAGAGGAAUACUGCGGCUCCAUUUUCUGGAAUGCCUCGUACCUGCAGCGUCCGGACCCGGAUCUGCCGAUAUGUGUGGAGCAAACGGUGCUGGUGUGGAUUCCUUUAGCUUUUCUGUGGCUUUGCGCUCCGUGGCACUUCACGACUCUCUGUAAGAAACCAGCCAAAGCUCCGCUCUCAAAACUCUACAUCUGCAAACAGGUUGUGGCUGGCCUGCUGCUUCUGACGGCGGUAGCGGAGCUGGCGCUCACUCGGGAGGAUCAUGGGCCGUGUGAUUCCACAGCUCAGAAACAUCCAGCGGUGCUCUACACCAAUCCGGUUCUGUUCGCCGUCUCAUGGAUAGUUGUGAUGCUGUGCCAGGAGUGUGUGCGGCGCAGACCGAGAUCUGUGGACUCCGGGAGUCUCUUUGUGUUCUGGCUGCUUCAGUUGUUGUGCGCCGUCUUCCAGUUCCAGACCUUACUGAGAGCCGCACUGAACAAGGAAGAAAUCGAUGAUGUUCCGCGGUUCUGUCUGUUCUACAUCAGCUAUGGACUGCAGCUGAUCGCUUUGGUUUUAUCAGCCAUCGCUGAUGUUUCACCUGAAGUUAAAAGAAUUUCAAAGAUGAAUCCUGAAGCCAAAGCAACGUUUCUCAGCAGAAUCACCUUUAACUGGUUCAACAGCAUGGUAAUCAAAGGCUUUAAGAGGCCUCUGGUUCAGGAGGACAUGUGGGAUCUGAAUGAGAAGGACUCCACUCAGACGAUCUGUCAGGAGUUUGAGGACGUUAUGGCCAAAGAGCUGAAAACCCGCAGCAUCCUGCAGAAGAAACAAAAUAAACGAAAGAAUAAAAAUGAUCAUCAGAACGGCUUGGCCAAGGGAGUCAGUCAGGACGUUCUAGUUAUGGAGGAGACAGGAAAGAAGAAAGAAAAGAAGAAGAAGAAAAAGGAUUCUGAAACCGACUAUCCUAAUUCCUGGCUGGUUCCCACCAUUGCUAAAACCUUCAAAAGUGUGCUUUUAGAGUCGGCCCUCUACAAACUGAUACAAGACCUUCUGGCAUUUGCAAGCCCACAACUUCUCAAGUUAAUGAUCUCCUUCACUCAGGACAAAACGAGUCACGUAUGGACUGGUUACCUGUACGCCGUGCUGCUUUUGGUGGUGGCUUUUUUACAGUCGGUUGUUCUACAACAGUACUUCCAGCGAUGUUUUAUCUUGGGUAUGAAAGUACGCACAGCUCUCAUGGCUGCCGUUUAUAAGAAGGCAUUAGUCGUGUCUAAUGACUCUAGGAAAGAGUCGACCGCUGGAGAGAUAGUCAACCUGAUGUCAGCGGACGCCCAGAGAUUUAACGACGUCACCAACUUCAUCCAUUUGCUUUGGUCGUGUCCGCUGCAGAUCGCUCUGUCCAUCGCGUUCCUCUGGAUUGAGCUGGGUCCUUCUGUCCUGGCCGGUCUGUUGUCCAUGGUGCUGAUGGUGCCCAUCAAUGGCUGGCUGGCCACCAAAUCCAGGGGCUUCCAGGUGGAAAACAUGAAAUUUAAAGACACGCGCAUGAAAAUUGUGAAUGACAUAUUGAAUGGAAUAAAAGUUCUGAAGUAUUACGCCUGGGAAUCAUCUUUUGAGGCUCAGGUUCAGGAGAUUCGGGAGAAGGAGCUGAAGGUGAUGAGGAAGUUUGCCUACCUCUCAUCGGUCUCCACCUUCAUAUUUUCUUGUGCUCCAGCUAUUGUGUCUCUGGUGACCUUCGCUGUGUUUGUGUCUGUGAGUCCCAAUAACAUCCUGGAUGCAGAGAAAGCUUUUACCUCCAUCUCCCUCUUUAACAUACUGCGCUUCCCACUCGCCAUGCUUCCACAGCUGAUUUCCAUCAUGGUUCAGACCGCUGUUUCUAAGAAAAGACUCGAGAAAUUUCUGAGUGGCGAUGAUCUGGACACAAUGGCAGUAACGCGUGACGACAGCCACACUGCCGCCGUGAGCAUGACUGAUGGCACAUAUGCCUGGGAAAGAGACACAGAACCAGUUCUGAAAAACGUCUCUCUGGACAUUAAACCGGGUCGUCUGGUGGCAGUGGUUGGGGCUGUGGGGGCUGGAAAGACGUCGCUGAUAUCCGCUUUGCUGGGAGAACUGCACAGCCUCAAGGGUCGCAUUAAUAUCAAAGGGUCUGUAGCGUAUGUGCCGCAGCAGGCCUGGAUUCAGAACGCCACUCUGAAGGACAACAUCUUGUUCGGCUCUAAUCUGGAUGAGGAGCGUUACCUGUCUGUGUUGGACGCGUGUGCGCUCGGGCCAGACCUGGAUCUUCUGCCAGGAAGAGAUCAAACUGAGAUUGGAGAGAAGGGCAUCAAUCUGAGUGGGGGACAGAAACAGAGGGUGAGUCUGGCCAGGGCAGUCUACAGCUCCGCAGACGUGUACCUUCUGGAUGACCCACUGUCUGCUGUAGACUCACAUGUGGGAAAACAUCUGUUUGAGAGGGUGAUCGGACCCAAAGGACUGCUCAAAGACAAGACUUGUAUCCUGGUAACACAUGGAAUCAGCUUCUUGCCGUAUGUAGAUGAGAUCAUUGUGUUGGUAAAUGGGGUGGUGUCCGAGGUAGGAUCAUACAACGGUCUUCGAGCCAGUAAAGGAGCUUUCUCUGAAUUCCUGGAAACGUACGGCAAAGAAGAAAGCAGGAAUGCUGAUGCCAGAAAAGCAUCAGCUCAGGAGUCGGAGUACGAGCAGAUUGAAACACUGCCGGAGGGUUUGGAGCCACAGGCCGAUGGCUCUCCUGAGGACAUUGUCUCAAGCACACUAAAGAGAGAAAACAGCCUGCGCCACAGCCAGCGGCACAGCAAACGAAAUGGAAGUGUGAUAGUGAGGAAAAACAGCUCUGUUCGAUCCAAAAAAGACUCCAGCGAUAAGAAGGGACAGCGACUGAUUGAGAAAGAGGCGAUGGAGACAGGAAGGGUGAAAUUCUCAGUGUAUCUUCAGUAUCUGAGGUCUAUGGGCUGGUGUUUCAUCACCUGGAGUUUUCUGUUCUACUUCAUCCAGAAUGUGGCCAUCAUUGGUCAAAACCUGUGGCUCAGUGACUGGACUGAGGAUUCUGUAGAAUAUUUCAACACAACCUACCCAGCUCAUAUUAGAGACAUGAGAAUAGGUGUCUUCGGAGCCCUGGGACUGGCACAAGGUUUUCUGGUGUUUUUUGGCACUAUACUCCUAGCUGAUGGAUCCAUUCAUGCAUCUAGGACUCUACACACAAAUCUGCUGUCUAAUAUUCUCAAAGUACCCAUGGUGUUCUUUGAUACCACACCUUCAGGACGAAUAGUCAAUCGUUUUGCCAAGGAUAUAUUUACAGUGGAUGAGAUGAUCCCGAUGUCCUUCAGAUCCUGGAUUCUCUGUCUUCUUGGAGUUCUAGGAACAUUGUUUGUUAUCUGUCUGGCUACUCCAAUCUUCACCGCAGUUGUUGUACCAAUGGCUGUUGUCUACUACUUUGUCCAGAGGUUCUAUGUUGCUACAUCCAGGCAACUCAGACGACUAGACUCUGUAUCUCGAUCUCCCAUAUACUCACACUUUGGAGAAACGGUAUCAGGCCUCUCUGUGAUAAGGGCAUAUGGACACCAGCAACGUUUCCUAAAGCAAAAUGAGGACACCAUUGAUCAGAAUCUCAAAAGUGUCUAUCCUUGGAUUGUUUCUAAUAGGUGGUUGGCCAUGCGUUUAGAGUCUCUGGGGAAUCUGGUGGUGUUUUUCGCAGCUUUGCUUGCUGUGAUCUCUCGUGACAAUUUGAAUAGUGGACUGGUUGGACUGUCCAUCUCAUACGCCUUAAAUGUGACUCAAACUUUAAAUUGGCUUGUGAGAAUGACAUCAGAAUUGGAGACCAACAUUGUCGCUGUGGAAAGAGUGAGGGAGUACGCAGAGAUCAAAAAUGAGGCUCCAUGGCUCACCAGUAAUCGUCCUCCAGAUGACUGGCCCGCUGCUGGGAAUAUUAGUUUUGAUAACUAUAAAGUUCGAUACCGGCCUGAAUUGCAGCUCAUUCUCCAUGGAAUCACAUGUGACAUUGCAAGCACUGAGAAGAUUGGCAUUGUUGGUCGAACUGGUGCAGGCAAAUCCAGUCUGACCAACUGCUUGUUUCGCAUCAUUGAAGCUAGUGAAGGUCGAAUCCUCAUCGACGGUAUUGACAUCUCAACCCUGGGGCUUCAUGAUCUCAGGAGCAGACUUACCAUCAUUCCACAGGACCCAGUACUCUUCUCUGGGACUCUGCGGAUGAACCUUGACCCUUUCGAGAAGUCUAGUGAUGAGGAGAUCUGGAAUGUUCUGGAGCUGGCUCAUCUCAAAGAUCAUGUCAGGGGUUUGCCAACAGGACUUCAACACGAGGUCUCGGAGGGUGGAGAGAAUUUGAGUGUUGGUCAGAGGCAGCUGCUGUGUCUCGCCCGGGCCUUGCUCAGGAAAUCCCGUAUACUGAUCCUGGAUGAAGCCACUGCCGCCGUGGAUCUGGAGACAGACGAUCUCAUCCAGAACACCAUCCGCAGAGAGUUUUCCCACUGUACCGUGCUUACCAUUGCACACAGGCUCAACACCAUUUUAGACAGUUCACGGGUAAUGGUCCUGGAUUCUGGUAAAAUCGUGGAGUUUGAUUCACCCAGUGUAUUGCUUAACAACAAACAAGGACAUUUCUAUGCGAUGGCAAAGGAUGCUGGAAUCAGAGGAGGGGACACGAGUACACCUAAAAAUAUGUCUACUGACCUAUGACCUAGGUUUUUGUAUUUCUCUUUUAAAACUUUUGCUUGAGGACUUUUUGUCUUAAUGACCAAAAAGGAAGUGUUAAGGAAGUGUUAAGCAAUUACAUUAUUAUUUCUAUAUAAUGUUAUUUUUUUUGUUGAUGUGUUGACAUGGAUUUAUAUGUU
This is a messenger RNA of Onychostoma macrolepis, 5111 nucleotides long. RefSeq names its product ATP-binding cassette, sub-family C (CFTR/MRP), member 2 (gene abcc2). Gene Ontology annotation, cellular component: apical plasma membrane. Gene Ontology annotation, biological process: transmembrane transport. NCBI's taxonomy places the organism in Eukaryota, Metazoa, Chordata, Actinopteri, Cypriniformes, Cyprinidae. Gene Ontology annotation, molecular function: ABC-type transporter activity; ATP binding; ATP hydrolysis activity. The record is from RefSeq and is a predicted model, not a curated record.